AUGGGCAAUCUUCAUCCUUCCUUCCUACUGCUCGCCUUGGCGGCCACCGUUACGGCCCACGGCCACGUGGACUGGCUCGUUGCCGAUGGCGUCGCUUACCGCGGCUGGGACUCGCCCGCAUUCACGUACUCGCCCCCGACAAGUCCCGUCGUGGGCUGGAAGAUUGACGCCCCUGAUAACGGCUUUGUCGAGCCUGUCAACUUCGGUACCGGCGACAUCAUCUGUCACAAGAACGGAAGCCCGGCGGGUGGACACGCUACCGUCGCUGCAGGGUCCAAGAUCCAGCUCAUAUGGAACACAUGGCCAGAGUCACACAAGGGACCGGUGAUUGACUAUCUUGCCAAGUGUACCGGAGACUGCGAGACUGUCGACAAGACCACUCUCAACUUCUUCAAGAUUGACGCCGGUAGUCUGAUUGACAUGUCUCUCUCGAACGGCAAGUGGGCCGACGACGUCCUCAUUGCCAACAACUUCACAUGGACCGUGCAGAUCCCCUCUACUCUGGCACCGGGAAACUAUGUUCUCCGUCACGAAAUCAUCGCGCUUCACUCUGGCGGCAACGUCAAUGGUGCGCAGGCGUACCCGCAGUGCUUCAACCUCCAGGUCACGGGAGGAGGGUCCCUGGCCCCCGCCGGCAUCAAGGGCACGGCUCUGUACAAGUCUGACGACCCGGGCAUCCUCUUCAACCUUUGUACGAGCCCUCUCGUCUACCCCGUGCCCGGCCCUACCCUGGUGUCGGGCCUUGCCUCGACUGUUGCUCAGAGCACCGCCCAUAUCACCGCGACGUCAAGCGCAACCCCUGCCGGAGGAAGCGGCGGAGGCAGCCCUACUACUCUGAGAACGACUACUGCCGCGGCGCCUGUCACCACAACCAGCGCAGGAACAACGACGACUACGGCUGCGAGUGGCGGUGGUGGAACUGUCCCCAAGUAUGGUCAGUGUGGUGGACAAGGGUGGACUGGAGGGACUACUUGUGCUGCUGGAUCGACCUGCACAGUUUUGAACCAAUACUAUUCGCAAUGCAGCUAA
Messenger RNA from Colletotrichum orchidophilum, 1029 nucleotides. Its product is annotated as glycosyl hydrolase family 61. NCBI's taxonomy places the organism in Eukaryota, Fungi, Ascomycota, Sordariomycetes, Glomerellales, Glomerellaceae. Gene Ontology annotation, molecular function: cellulose binding. Gene Ontology annotation, cellular component: extracellular region. The record is from RefSeq and is a predicted model, not a curated record. The transcript has a single exon. Gene Ontology annotation, biological process: carbohydrate metabolic process. Bases 1 to 1029 code for a protein of 342 amino acids.